Messenger RNA from Lactuca saligna, 1224 nucleotides. The record is from the annotation of a GenBank genome assembly. Lineage: Eukaryota; Viridiplantae; Streptophyta; Magnoliopsida; Asterales; Asteraceae.
AAUGUUUUAAUGCCUAAUUAAAUUCCAUUUCUUCUUACCUAGUUUUACAGUAUAUAUAUCCGAUAGCGGAAUAGUUUUUCACACAACGUCCGAGUAAAAGUAGUUACUAAAUGGAUUCAUUUCUACUUUCAAUAAGCGCCUUGUGUGUUUUUAUAAUUUAUUUAAGUUCUCUAGCAGAUGGAAGUGGUAUUGGAAUUAACUACGGAUUAUUGGGAGACAACCUCCCUCCUCCAGACCAAGUCACAACCCUCUUAAAGUCAAGAAACAUAUCACAAAUUCGUAUCUUUAGCCCUGACCACAACGUUCUUAACGCUCUACAAAACUCCGGAAUUCAAGUGAUCAUUGGAACCUUCAAUCAAGAAGUAGGUACUCUUGCAGGAGAUAUCAACUUUGCAAAAGCAUGGGUACAAACCAACAUUGUCCCGUACGUACAAACAAUCAAAUUCCGUUGCAUAUCCAUUGGUAAUGAAGUCAUCCCAGGUGAUAUGAAUUCUUUAGUGUUCCCGGCGAUGCAAAAUAUGAAUGCAGCUUUACAAUUCUUUAGUCUUUUUCAAAUUCCGGUGAGUACAACUGUCGGGAUUAAUGCACUAGCAAGUUCAUCUCCUCCUUCAACUGGAGAUUUUUCAGGUGAUGUCAAGCCUGCAAUCGAACAGAUCGCAUGUUUCUUAGCUAACAACGGUUUCCCACUUUUGAUCACUGCAUACCCUUACUUUUCUUACAUCCACGAACCAAGUUUAAUUCAAUUACCGUUCGUGUUAUUCACCUCUCCUGAUAUUGUAGUGAGAGAUGGAAAUCUGGGGUACAAGAAUAUGUUCGAUGCCAUGGUUGAUGCGGUUUACUCCGCAUUGGAAAAGGUUGGUGCAAGUGGUGUUGAGGUGGUGAUUUGUGAGAGUGGGUGGCCGUCACAAGGGAAUGGUGAUUUCACAACAACUGAACUGGCUCAGACCUAUAAUCAGAAUCUUUUGAACCACGUGCGUGGUUCUGGUACUCCUAAGAAGCCCGACAAGAAUGUGGAGACAUAUGUUUUUGCACUUUUUAACGAGAACCAAAAGGAUCCAGGGGUCGAACAACAUUUUGGCUUGUUCAAUCCAGACAUGACUGAAGUGUAUCAUGUUGAUUUUUAAGUAGAUAUAGCAAUUGAUCAAUAAUGUAACUUUAUUAUUGUGUGAAGAAUUGUAAUUGAAAAGGGAAUUGUAGUUCAUGAAUUACAAUCUAUUAUGGGGG